Molecule: messenger RNA, 9306 nt
Organism: Lampris incognitus (smalleye Pacific opah)
Lineage: Eukaryota; Metazoa; Chordata; Actinopteri; Lampriformes; Lampridae
Gene: celsr1a
Product: cadherin EGF LAG seven-pass G-type receptor 1a
Biological process (GO): G protein-coupled receptor signaling pathway; homophilic cell-cell adhesion; cell surface receptor signaling pathway
Cellular component (GO): plasma membrane
Molecular function (GO): calcium ion binding; G protein-coupled receptor activity
Source: RefSeq, a predicted model, not a curated record
AUGGAGUUACCGACGCUGUGCUGGAUGUGGGUCUCCGUCCUGCUCAACGUGCCGCUGCUGACAUGUCUGGAGCUGCACCUCUCGCAGGCGUCGCAGCCCGGCGCCCUCCUGGCCAACGUGUCUCUCCUCGGCCCCGGCUGGGUUUACAAAAUCGACAGGACUUUAUCCCCCGAAUUCAUUCAGAACUUGAUCCAAGUGGAUCGGCACAAGGGGCUGGUCCGCCUGUCCCAAAAGCUGGACUGUGCGCGCACCUUCCUCAACCCGGCGCCCGUCUACUUCAGGACGCUCUCCAGCACGACGGGGGACGUCGUCUUGACGCGUUUCAACGUGUUUGUCCACGGACAAGACUGCUUCAUCAAAUACAAGAGGAAGAAAAGCGCCGGGACGCCCGACGUUCACCUGGAGCGCCUCUGGGCGCUGGAGGCGGCUUCCUGCUUACCCGCAGGUGAGUUGCUCGUGAAUGUGACUCAACUUUUGCCCGCCUGCGCCAAAAGCGCGUCUCUGUCGGACGCCUUCUGCGCCGGUGAAGGUCUAGAUGCGGUUUUCCGAGACGGGACCUUAACGUUGGCCGCCGACCUGUGCCCCCCGCGCGGAGGGCAGGACGAGGCGCGCUUGCGGUGCGCACUGCGCGGCGGCUCGCCGAGGGGCCAGCUCUCCGUGCAUGUGACUCUACGGUUCGGGACGAGGUCUGAUCAAGGCGGAGGGCUCUCGGAGACCGUCCGCGGUAGACGGAAGGACAGGAGGAGGAGAAACGCGAACGCGCCUCCUCUGUUCCAGCUGCCCAACUAUCAGGUGUCCGUCCCGGAGAACGAACCGGCGGGCACGCGCGUCAUUACCCUGAAAGCCACGGAUCCGGACGAGGGGGAGGCGGGCAGGCUGGAGUACGGCAUGGACGCCCUGUUCGACAGUAGGUCCAACGACUUUUUCGUCAUCAACCCCCAGACCGGAAGUAUAACCACCGUCCAGCCGCUGGACAGAGAAGUCAAAGACACCCACGUGUUCAAAGUCAUGGUGACGGACAACGGGUCACCUAAAAGAUCGGCCACCUCUUACCUCACGGUUACCGUGAGUGACACCAACGAUCACAGCCCGGUGUUUGAGCAAACCGAGUACCGGGUCAGCAUCCGGGAGAAUGUGGAAGUGGGCUUUGAGGUGAUGACUAUCCGGGCCACAGAUGGCGACGCGCCUUCCAACGCCAACAUGAUUUAUAAGAUUGUGAACGGCGACGGGGUCAACACGGUGUUCGAGAUCGACCCUCGGAACGGACUGGUUCGGAUCAGAGAGCGGCCAGACAGAGAGACGUGGGCUCAGUACCAGCUCAUUGUCGAAGCCAACGACCAGGGCAAAGACCCAGCACCCCGCAGCGCCACAGCCACCGUCAACAUCUCUGUGGAGGACGAGAACGACAAUUACCCGCAGUUCAGCGAGAAGAGAUACGUGGUUCAGGUUCCAGAAAAUGUGGCGGUCAACACCAAAGUUAUCCAGGUGGAGGCUACGGACAAAGAUGAAGGUAACAAUGCGAAAGUCCACUACAGCAUCAUCAGUGGCAAUGUCAAAGGGCAGUUCUACAUCCAUUCUCCCACCGGUGUGAUUGAUGUCAUAAAUCCGCUGGACUACGAGAUGAUUCGGGAGUACAAUCUGCGAAUUAAGGCUCAGGAUGGUGGCCGACCUCCACUGAUAAACGGCACGGGGAUGGUUGUGGUCCAGGUGGUGGACGUGAACGAUAAUGCCCCUAUGUUUGUCAGCACCCCCUUCCAGGCCACGGUGCUGGAGAAUGUGGCCAUUGGUUACUCCGUCAUCCACAUCCAGGCGAUCGACGCCGAUUCGGGUGAAAAUGCUCGCUUGGAAUACCGGCUCACUGACACCACACCUGGUUUCCCCUUGACCAUCAACAACAGCACUGGCUGGGUUACCGUGAGCGCUGAGCUCGACCGGGAGUCCACCGAGUUUUACACCUUCGGUGUGGAGGCCAGAGAUCUGGGGACACCCAUGAUGUCAUCCUCGGCCAGCGUCAGCAUCACGGUGCUUGACGUGAACGACAAUGUGCCCACGUUUACCGAGAAGGUCUACUCGCUCAAGAUCAACGAGGAUGCUGUCGUGGGCACCAGCGUGCUGACGGUAACGGCUGUGGAUAGGGACGUCAACAGUGUGGUGACCUAUCAGAUCUCCAGUGGUAACACCAGGAACCGCUUUGCCAUCACCAGCCAGAGUGGCGGCGGCCUCAUUACCCUGGCCCUCCCGUUGGACUACAAACAGGAACGCCAGUACGUCUUGACCGUUACUGCGUCAGACGGGACGCGCUAUGACACAGCGCAGGUGUUCAUCAAUGUGACUGAUGCCAACACGCACCGGCCGGUGUUCCAGAGCGCCAACUACCAGGUGAUGAUCAGCGAGGACCAGCCUGUGGGAUCCACCGUGGUGGUGAUUAAUGCCAUGGAUGAGGACACAGGGGAGAACGCCCGCAUCACCUACGUGAUGGAGGAUAAUGUACCACAGUUUAAAAUUGACCCAGAUACGGGCGCCAUCACAACCCAGACAGAGAUCGACUACGAGGACCAGGCCUCCUACACUUUAGCCAUCAUUGCCCGAGACAACGGCAUCCCUCAGAAAUCGGACACCACCUACGUUGAGAUUAUCAUCCUCGAUGCUAAUGAUAACACGCCUCAGUUCCUCAGGGAUAUGUACCAGGGGACUGUAUUUGAGGAUGCGCCUGUCUACACAAGCGUUCUCCAGAUCUCGGCGUCGGACAGAGACGCUGGCUCCAAUGGUCGUUUGAGCUACACUUUCCAGGGCGGAGAUGAUGGAGAGGGGGAUUUCUUCAUAGAACCUUAUUCUGGCAUAAUCCGAACGGCCCGCAAACUGGAUCGGGAGCAUGUUCCCGUGUACAACCUGAAAGCCUUUGCCGUGGAUAAGGGGGUCCCCCCUCUCAAAGCAGCAGUUUCCAUCCACAUAUCGGUGCUGGACAUAAACGACAAUGCCCCGGUGUUUGAAAAAGACGAGCUGUUCAUUGACGUUGAGGAGAAUAGCCCCGUGGGGUCCAUAGUGGCCCGGAUCAGUGCCAAUGAUCCUGAUGAAGGCACCAAUGCUCAGAUCAUGUACCAGAUCGUGGAGGGGAAUGUUCCAGAGGUUUUCCAGCUGGAUAUUUUCAACGGUGACCUCACCGCUCUCACGGACCUGGACUACGAGUCUAGGACAGAGUAUGUCAUCGUGGUUCAGGCCACCUCAGCGCCGCUGGUUAGCCGCGCCACGGUGCACAUUCGCCUGGUGGAUGUAAACGACAACGAGCCGGUGCUGCAGAACUUUGAGAUUAUCUUCAACAACUACGUCACCAACAAAUCCAACAGCUUCCCAUCGGGAGUAAUAGGGAAGGUCCCGGCUCGUGAUCCUGACGUGUCGGAUAAGCUGCAAUACAAGUUUGAGUCUGGCAAUGAGCUCAGUCUUCUGUUGUUGAACGAGGACACAGGGGAGCUGAAGUUGAGCCGUGACCUGGAUAAUGACAGGCCCCUGGAAGCGCCCAUGACCAUCUCUGUCUCAGAUGGUAUUCACAGCGUGGUGGCCUUCUGCACGCUGCGCGUCACCAUCAUCACCGACGACAUGCUGACCAACAGCAUCACGGUGCGCCUGGAGAAUAUGUCCCAGGAGCGUUUUCUCUCCCCGCUGCUCACCCUCUUCCUGGAGGGCGUGGCCGCCGUGCUCUCCACCAAUCGGGAUGCGGUGUUUGUCUUCAACAUUCAGAAUGACACCGACGUGCGGGGAUCCAUCCUCAACGUGACCUUCUCAGCUCUGCAGCCCGGCAGCGCUCCGGGCAGAGGGAGGUACUUCCCCUCUGAGGAGCUGCAGGAGCAGAUCUACCUCAACAGGACUCUCCUCCGGCUCAUAUCCUCACAGCAGGUGCUGCCAUUCGAUGACAACAUCUGCCUGCGGGAGCCCUGUGAGAACUACAUGAAGUGUGUGUCCGUGCUGAAGUUCGACAGCUCCCCUCCCUUCAUCUCCUCUGACACGGUCCUUUUUCGGCCCAUCCAUCCCAUCAACGGGCUUCGCUGCCGCUGCCCGGCAGGUUUCACCGGGGACUACUGCGAGACGGAGAUCGAUCUGUGCUACUCGGGACCGUGUAGGAACAACGGCAAGUGCCGCAGCCGAGAGGGAGGUUACACCUGCGAGUGUCUGGAGGACUUCACUGGUGAGCACUGUGAGGUGAACGCGCAGUCGGGCCGGUGCGUCCCGGGUGUGUGUAAGAACGGCGGGGAGUGUGUGGACCUGCUGGUGGGGGGCUUCAGGUGCCACUGUCCCCCGGGGGAGUACGAGAAACCCUACUGUGAGAUGACCACCCGCAGCUUCCCCGGCCAGUCCUUUAUCACCUUCCGGGGCUUGAGACAGAGGUUCCACUUCACCGUCUCCUUCGUCUUUGCCACCAGAGAGAGAAAUGCCCUGCUCCUCUACAACGGCAGGUUCAAUGAGAAACACGAUUUCAUCGCCCUGGAGAUCAUCAAUGAGCAGAUCCAGCUCACCUUCUCUGGAGGAGAGACGAAGACCACGGUGUCUCCCUUCGUCCCCGGCGGGGUCAGUGAUGGCCAGUGGCACUCUGUCCAGCUCCACUACUACAACAAGGAUGGGGAGAGCCUGCUGGACUCCAGUGGGGCUCUGCGCCUCCCGCUCUAUACUGCCUGGCUGGAGCUCAAUCAGAAGGAGCCUAAUAUCGGGCGUCUUGGCAUCCCCCAUGGACCCUCCGGAGAAAAGGUUGCCGUGGUCGCCGUGGACGACUGUGACAUCUCCAUGGCGAUUCGCUUUGGUAGCCAGAUCGGCAACUACUCCUGUGCUGCCCAGGGCACGCAGACAGGACAGAAGAAAUCAUUGGACCUGACCGGACCACUGUUGCUAGGCGGAGUUCCCAACCUGCCCGAGGACUUUCCAGUUAGGAACAGAGACUUUGUGGGCUGCAUGAGAAACCUCACCAUUGACAGCAAGCCCAUUGACAUGGCUAGCUUCAUUGCUAACAAUGGCACUAUGCCAGGUUGUCCUGCCAAGAAGAACUUCUGCAUGAAGGACGUGUGUCAGAAUGGAGGAGUGUGCCUCAACAAGUGGAACACAUACAGUUGUGACUGCCCAACUGGCUACGGAGGCAAGAACUGUGAACAAGUGAUGCCCUCCCCCCAGUUUUUUGAUGGCCAGGCGCUGGUCUCAUGGAGUGAGCUGGACGUGACCAUCGCCGUGCCCUGGUACAUAGGCUUCCUGUUCCGCACCCGGCAGCCUGCCGGUACCCUCAUGCAGGCCAAUGCGGGAAAAUCAUCAACCAUCAACCUAUUGGUGAGCGAGCAGCAGGUCCGUAUGGACGUGUUGCUGAAGAAGGAGCUGUUGGCGUCGCUGGCAUUCCCCCAGGUCAGGGUCAACGAUGGGGAGUGGCACCACCUACUGGUAGAGUUGAGCAGCGUUAAAGACGGCAAGGACAAAUACAUGGUCACCCUGUCCCUUGACUACGGCAUGUACGAGAAUUCAGUGGAGAUUGGUAACGAUCUUCCAGGUCUGAAACUAAGGACCCUUUACGUGGGCGGUUUACCUGGUGAGGGCAACCGUGAGGAGGGCUUCGCUGGCUGCAUUCAGGGUGUCCGUAUGGGCGAGACGUCCACCAAUGUGGCCAACGUGAACAUGGCUCAGGGCUGGAAGAUCCGUGUGGAGGCCGGCUGCGACCCGGGACCCUGCGACUCCAACAUCUGCCCCGAAAACAGCCACUGCAGUGACGACUGGAGCACACACUGCGUCUGCGACCCGGGCUACUUUGGUAAGGAGUGUGUGGACGCUUGUCAGCUUAACCCAUGUGAGCAUGUGUCCACCUGCGUCCGCAAACCCAGCUCCUCUCACGGCUACACCUGUGAAUGUGGGCAGAGCUACUAUGGCCAGUAUUGUGAAAACAAGGUGGAGAAGCCGUGUCCCAGGGGCUGGUGGGGGACUCCUAUGUGUGGCCCCUGUAACUGUGACGUCAGCAGAGGAUUUCACCCCGACUGCAACAAGACCACAGGAGAGUGUCGCUGCAAGGAUAACUAUUACCGUCCAGAGGGGAGGACACCUGCUACCCUGCGAGUGUUUCCACGUGGGCUCGAGUUUCGAACCUGCAACCCUCACACCGGCCAGUGCCCCUGCAAGUGCGGGGUCAUAGGUCGCCAGUGUACGUGUGACAACCCCUUCGCUGAAGUCACCGCCACUGGCUGUGAAGUGGUUUACGAGGGUUGCCCGAAAGCAUUUGAUGCGGGCAUCUGGUGGCCGAAGACAAAGUUUGGACGCCCUGCUGCCAUGAACUGCCCCAAAGGAUCCAUCGGCACUGCCAUCCGCCAUUGCAGCGAUGAGAAGGGCUGGCUGCCACCCGAGCUCUUCAACUGCACCACCGUCACCUUUUCCGACCUGAAGAAACUGAACGAGGACCUGCGUCGCAACGAUUCGAGGAUGAACGGGGAACACUCCAAGGCCAUCGUGCGCCUCCUGUACAGCGCCACCAGUAACACUCAGCAUUUCUACGGCAACGACGUGAAGACCGCCGCCCAGCUACUGAACAGGGUGCUCCAGUAUGAGAGCCGGCAGGCCGGGUUCGACCUCACCGCCAUGCGGGACGCCGAGUUCAACGAGAACUUGAUACGAGCGGGCAGUGCCAUCUUGGACCCUGACACCAAAGAGCACUGGGAACAGAUCCAGAGGACGGAGGGUGGCACUGCUCACCUGCUGCGCAGCUUCGAGGAGUACGCCAACACGCUGGCACAGAACGUGAGGAAGACCUACCUGAAGCCGUUCACCAUUGUCACCGACAACAUGAUCGUGUCGGUGGACUACCUGGAUGUGUCGGACCCAGACAGGGCUGCGUUCCCUCGGUUUCAAGAUAUCCAGGAGGCCUACCCCAGAGAUCUCAGAUCAUCCAUCCGCUUCCCCCAGUUCAACCCCCGGCCUCAGGGGCACAGAGUUGAGCCCAGUCCCACUCCUUCAGCCCAGACGGAGCCCCCAGAAGAGGAGGAGCACACGGCGUCUAACAGGAUACGCCGUCACGCGGAGCCCUCCGCUCCCCUGCCAGUGACCGUGGUGAUAGUGUACCGGUCCCUGGGUCAGCUCCUCCCAGAGAGAUACGACCCCGACCGCCGGAGCCUCAGGGUUCCCAACCGGCCGGUGAUCAACACUGCCAUAGUCAGCGCCACAGUGCACAAUGAAGACCGUCCCCUGCCUCACGUCCUUGACCCCCCCAUCACCCUGGAAUACACCCUGCUGGAGACGGAGGAGAGGACCAAGCCCGUCUGCGUUUUCUGGAACCACUCCAUUGCUAUCGGAGGAACAGGUGGCUGGUCAUCAAAGGGCUGCGAGGUGCUCAACAGGAACAACAGCCACAUCAGCUGUCAGUGUAACCACAUGACCAGCUUCGCCGUGCUCAUGGACAUCUCCAAGAGAGAGCAUGGUGACGUACUCCCUCUGAAGAUCGUCACCUACACCACGGUGUCGGCCUCCCUGUUCCUCCUCCUCCUCACCUUCUUCCUCCUGUGCCUCCUGCGGCGGCUGCGUUCCAACCUCCACGCCAUCCACAGGAACCUAGUGGCGGCCCUCUUCUUCUCCGAACUCAUCUUCCUCCUCGGCAUCAACCAGACCGACAACCCGUUUGUGUGCACGGUGAUCGCCAUUCUGCUGCAUUACUUCUACAUGUGCACGUUUGCCUGGAUGUUCGUGGAGGGGCUGCACAUUUACCGCAUGCUGACCGAGCUGCGCAACAUCAACCACGGCCACAUGAGGUUUUACUACGCCAUGGGCUGGGGCAUACCGGCUAUUAUCACUGGUCUGGCAGUUGGCCUGGAUCCUCAGGGAUAUGGGAACCCAGAUUUCUGCUGGCUUUCUGUCCAUGACACGCUCAUCUGGAGCUUCGCAGGACCCAUCUCCGUAGUCGUCCUGGUGAACAUCGUCAUCUUCAUAUUGGCUGCGAAGGCCUCUUGUGGUCGCAGACAGAAGGCAUUUGAGAAGUCAGGGGCUAUCCAUGCACUGCGGAUGGCCUUCCUGUUGAUGUUGCUCAUCAGCGCCACCUGGUUGCUGGGUCUGAUGGCAGUCAACAGUGACGUUAUGACUUCCCACUACCUGUUUGCUGUUUUCAGCUGUCUGCAGGGAGUGUUCAUCUUUUUCUUCCACGUGAUCUUCAACAAAGAGGUGAGGAAGAACCUGAAGAAUGUCUUCACUGGAAAGAAGAGCUUACCAGACGAGUCCAGCACCACCAGGGCUUCUCUGCUCACGCGCUCACUGAACUGCAAUAACACGUACACAGAGGACGGGCCGCUGUACCGGUCGGCCAUCGGGGAGUCCACCGUCUCUCUGGAAAGCACUCUCAGGUCAGGCAAGAGCCGCAGCAGCUACCUGGCUUACACACUCAGGGAUGACACUGGUCAGAAGCCCAGUGUGUCUUCAGGAGCAGCUAAAGGACACACAGACCUGGACAGCCCUCUCUUCCAUAGGAACGGCAACAAAGGAGAUGACUCGGACACCGACAGUGAGUUGUCGGCGGAUGAGAACAGCUCAUCCUACGCCUCCUCCCACUCCUCUGACAGCGAGGAUGACGACAUCGACAUCAAACCCAAGUGGAACAACGAGAGGCAGCCUGUGCACAGCACACCCAAAGUGGACUCUGUGUCCAAUCACGUGAGGCCUUACUGGCCGGUGGAGGCCACCACUGCCAGUGACAGCGAGGAUCCAGGUGGGGUAGAGAGGCUGAGGGUAGAGACCAAAGUUAAUGUAGAGCUGCACCCAGAGAAUAAACUCAACCAGAUGGGGGAGAAAGACAGGGAGACUCCUCAGGAGCGAGACAGAGAAAUGCCGUCCAAUGCAAAUGAAGCAGCGCCUCCUAGCCAAGCCAACAGCAACACCAACCACCAGCCGGAGCAGAGAAAAGGUAUUUUAAAGAACAAGAUCAGCUACCCUCCCCCACUGACCGACAAGAACAUGAAGAACCGGCUAAGGGAGAAGCUGAGCGACUACAACUCACCCACCAUCACCUCAUCGCCUCCCAACAACCACAACGCCACCACACCCACUUCCCCCCCUCCCUCCUCCAUCAACAUCAUGACCCCUUCAUGCCGGCCUCCCUCGCUGGCCUCCAACGAUGGGGUCCGGCCCGCUAACCAUGGCAACAGCUCGGUCAUCAAGCCGCCCGUAGCCCCACGGCCGCAGGUCUCCAUUCCAGCCUCGACCGCCGUCUACCGGGAGACCAACGGCAGCGUGGCCAUGCACCUGAAGUCAGGCACAGUCAACGGAAGCAACGAGUCCGACUCCGAGAAAACCCAGACCAGCCUGCCCUUGUGA